UCACCAUGUUCCAACUUUCACUUGUCGCUCUUCUCGGUGCCGCGACUGUCCGCGCGGGCAGCGUCCUCUGGGACGGCAGCUUUGACCAGUUCGAGUCGACCGCUGACAUCGACAAGUGGUCCUGGUCGAACCAGGUUGGGCCGUACCAGUGGUACAUCCACGGCCCCGGCGCCACCUCCGACUACCUUGCCCUCGGCUCCGACUUCGCCAACCCGGCUGGCAAGGACGCGACGGGCGUGAAGGUUACGAUUGACGGGACGUCAAACUGGAACGGGCAGACCAUGGAGCGCACUGAGCUCAUCCCGCAGACGAGCGAGAACCUUGGGUCCGGCAAUCUCCUCUACCACUUCUCGGUCAAGCGCACGGACGAGAAUGCGCCUGCGACCAACCUCGAGCACCAAGUCGUCUUCUUCGAGAGCCACUUCACGGAGCUCAAGUACGGAGUGAACGGCGAUGACGACCUCCACUGGUUCGUCGGUGGCACCUCCCAAUGGAGCACCGCCUUCGACCCGGACACCUGGUACAACUUCGCCUACGAUAUCGACUUCGGCUCGAGCACCGUCACCCUGUGGGCCUCCACCGACGGCGACGAGCUCGCCAAGGUCGCCGGCCCCGUCUCCGCUUCCACCUCCACCAACUCGGCGGACUGGCACCUUGGUGUCCUCCGCAUCGUCACCCAGAACGAUGUCGAGGACUGGUACUUCAGCAACGUCUACGUCGAGGAGGCGCCGAUCACUACCUCGAUUGCUGCUUGAUGGG
Schizophyllum commune H4-8 is the source of this 759-nucleotide messenger RNA. RefSeq lists its product as uncharacterized. NCBI's taxonomy places the organism in Eukaryota, Fungi, Basidiomycota, Agaricomycetes, Agaricales, Schizophyllaceae. Bases 6 to 755 code for a protein of 249 amino acids. The transcript is spliced from 5 exons. The record is from RefSeq and is a predicted model, not a curated record.